Molecule: messenger RNA, 2498 nt
Organism: Sebastes umbrosus (honeycomb rockfish)
Lineage: Eukaryota; Metazoa; Chordata; Actinopteri; Perciformes; Sebastidae
Gene: plekhg7
Product: pleckstrin homology domain containing, family G (with RhoGef domain) member 7
Exons: 17
Coding region: 253-2457 (734 amino acids)
Biological process (GO): Rho protein signal transduction
Molecular function (GO): guanyl-nucleotide exchange factor activity
Source: RefSeq, a predicted model, not a curated record
UCUCAAGUCGUCGGUGGAUGUGAUUAACUUAAACAUUAAAUGUUCACGAGCUUCUUCUCUCUCUGAGCACGUGCGGUGGUUUCUGCUUCCACACAGGUGAUCUCCAGCUUCAGAAGCUUGAGAGGUGAGCGGUGUGAACAUUGCUGGAAUGCGACCGGAUUAUAUCAUCUGACCUUAACUCAGACGAGGUGAAGUGACCAGACCACGUUUUCCCCCCGCCGCUGCACUUUUAACAAUGCCUUUGAGGUUAUAAUGUCUACGCUGGAGCACGUCAUUCUGCAGGAUAAAGACCAGGACGUGGAGAAGAAGAAGCUGGACUGGAGUUACAUCGAGUGGCUCGAGGAGAAUGAAGAUGAAGCGGUCACCGGGGGUGUCGCGAACGCACAGACGCAAACUGACGGGGCGCCUCUUCAGCACAAGGAGUGUCAGACCAGCAACCCGGUCAUCAUGCACAUAGACCUGACGCGGAUGCACUCCAAGCUGAGACAGGACGCCGCCGACGGCCUGGUCGAACCGUUCUUCCAGUUCGACCGGCAGGCCCCCGCGCGCAUCUCCACGUCCCCCACCUUGAGGAGGAUGAGGAGCAUCAGGCGUCCUCUGAUGGAUACCGUCAUGAUGGGGAGCACUCAGGAGGAGCCUUCCUCUGGGAGCACGCCGCCACCCUCCAUCACCCCCCUGUUGUCGCCACUGCACAGAGUGAAGUCUCCUCUCGCGGCGAACCCCCUCUCCGAUGGAGAGAUCUGUCAACCCAUUUCAUCCUCCGGCCGACAGAGGACCAGAUCAUAUAGAUCAAAGACUUUUGACAACGGCGUCUCUUCCACGAGACAAGAAUGUCGCAGCGCUCAUCCUACUCUUAUGAAAGAUUUUGGAUUUCCUGAUAGUGGAGUACAGGAGAAGGAUCCCUGCCUGAACAGGCUUCAGGAGAGGAGGCGGAGCUCCGUGGUGGUCAGCCUGCUCGGAUUGGACGUUUCACCAGGAGACCUUUUUGUAUCCAACGGAGCAGCGGACAGAUUAAAAGGCUCAAACCUCUCUGAUACUAAGAAGUCAAAGUGGCCCUUUUCACGGCGUAGUACGACUAAAGGAAAGUCUCAGACGGGCACGACACCAGAUAUUGAAAAAUAUCUCUCAACGUCACAAAUUCAAGACUGGAGAAACUCUGACCUUCAGAUAUACAAGGACUACUCGCUAGCGGAGUUCUUGCGGGACCAGUCCUCCCAGGUGAGCGAUGCCUCUGACCCUCAGGGCUCCAAGAGACGAGAGGCCAUCUGGGAACUCUUCACCAGCGAGUGUGUUUACUUCCUGGAUCAGCUCAUGGUCCUCAAAGAGGUGUUUCUGGCUACACUCACAAACCUGCAGAUGAGGAACUGCCUGUCUGACGUCGACUCCUGGAGGCUGUUUGCAAACCUCAACGAGCUUUGCCUGGUGAGCUUCGGUUUCCUGAACAACCUCCUCCGCGUCAUCAAGGACACGUUGGAGAUCACGGAGGGUGGCGGGCCCACCCUGCUGGAGCUGCUGAGCAAGGCCUUCCAGGAGAGCGUCUGUCACUGCCUGCAGAAGUACUGCCUCAACUACUCCACGGCUCUGCUCUAUCUGGACAGCCUGAAGCCCAGAGAGGACUUUGGAUCCUACGUGAAGUGGUGCGAGAGGAACGAACAGUGCCGGAGGCUGCAACUGCGCGACCUGUUGGUGGCGCCGCUGCAGAGGUUGACUCGGUACCCGCUGUUGUUGCGUAAUAUCGCCAAGAGAUGCCAGACAGAGGACGAGACCAGAGGCCUGCAGGUCAUAGCGGAGCAGGUGGACACGUCUAUAUGUGAUUUGGAGGGAAAGGUGAAGUGGCUGGAUAACUACCAGAAGGUGAAACAGUUGAGAGAUGCUCUGGUGUGGCUUCCUGUCUGGGAGAGAGACAAGCGCGCCUUCGUCCCCGAGAAUCUGAAACAUCUGUUGAAGGCCGUCACGCUGGAGAAUCUCAUCUCUCACAGAAGUCUGCUGCACGAAGGGAAAAUGGUGCUGACAGAGAACACGAAGCUCAUCGAUGUUUAUCUGUUCCUGUUUGACGAAUUCCUGCUGAUCACGAGGACGAAGAGAAACAAGAAGCGGUCCAUCGGUCCAGAGCAGAACCCUCUCCGGAUGCCACAGAGCCAGGAACUGGAUCAGCUCCUGAAGGACGGAUGCACCUUCACGGUUCUGGACCAGCCCGUCUCGCUGGACCGACUCCAGCUCAAGAAUAUUGAUCAGCUCAACGCCUCCACAUCGGGGCUGCCUCACUCUUUCAUAAUCAUGCACCAGAACCGCUACCAGCAGUGUAUCGGUGCAUUCAUCCUGCAAGCUGCUUCAGAGGCUGCCAAGAAAGCGUGGAUGUCGAAGAUAGAGGGCGCUGUGACGGCGCUGCUGAGGCUGGACUCUCAGCAGCCGCGAGUCAAGAGCUCCUCCUUGUGGCUGGAGUCCUCCCAGAUAUGAAGAUAUGAGCCAUCAUCAAACAGCAUCAACGUCUCUACCGU